Cheilinus undulatus (humphead wrasse) is the source of this 5028-nucleotide messenger RNA. RefSeq names its product RAB6B, member RAS oncogene family a (gene rab6ba). Gene Ontology annotation, molecular function: GTPase activity; GTP binding. NCBI's taxonomy places the organism in Eukaryota, Metazoa, Chordata, Actinopteri, Labriformes, Labridae. The record is from RefSeq and is a predicted model, not a curated record. The transcript has 8 exons. Bases 181 to 837 code for a protein of 218 amino acids.
CCGGUGCAGCAGCAGCAGCAGCAGUGAGCUCCCAUCACGAAGAGAGAGAGAGUGGAAAGCAACAUCUCCUCCUUUUCCACCCAGCAUCUUCACCUACCAACAGCGAACUCGAGUGGGAAGUACACUCAGACUGUCCUCCGGUGUCCAGAGUUCCCCCUCUUCCUCUUCCUCCUCCUCAAAAUGUCCGUGGGCAGUGACUUUGGGAACCCUUUAAGAAAAUUCAAACUCGUCUUUCUGGGGGAGCAAAGUGUUGGAAAGACGUCUCUGAUCACACGGUUCAUGUAUGACAGCUUUGACAACACAUAUCAGGCCACAAUUGGAAUUGACUUCCUGUCAAAAACCAUGUACUUGGAAGAUCGAACGCCUCCUCAGCUUUCUCUCUCUGAACCACAGGUCAGGUUGCAGCUCUGGGACACAGCGGGACAGGAGCGCUUCAGGAGCCUCAUCCCCAGCUAUAUACGUGACUCCACUGUGGCUGUGGUGGUCUACGACAUCACAAACAUUAACUCGUUCCAGCAGACGUCAAAAUGGAUCGAGGACGUGAGAACAGAGAGAGGAAGUGAUGUCAUCAUUAUGCUUGUUGGCAAUAAAACAGACCUGGCAGACAAAAGGCAAAUCACAAUCGAAGAAGGUGAACAAAGGGCCAAAGAGCUGAGUGUCAUGUUCAUCGAGACCAGCGCCAAGACAGGUUACAACGUCAAACAGCUGUUUCGGCGUGUGGCAGCUGCUCUUCCGGGAAUGGAAAGUAUUCAAGAACCAAACAAAGCUGGGAUGGUCAGCAUCAACCUGACCAACCCCCAAGAGCCGCAGACGACUGAAGGCGGCUGUUCCUGUUAAUACGUCUCUGAUAGAACAUCAUUUACACCACCUGCUUGUUAUGUUGCUUCCUUUUGGUUAACCUGCAGUUGACUUUUGCACGUUGAGAAUCUGGCCUCCUCACCUGACUGACUACUAGUCAUCUGUUGGAACUAGCAAUAUGUGAAUUUGCUUCUAAAAUAGUGUAGCCUACUUUGUUAAUGAAACUGCCAAAAAGUCCGACAACUUGCAAAAAAAAAAAUAGAGAAAGAAAAAAAAGACACAAGUUAAGAAUGUGGAUACAAUUUUUUAAGUAGAAAAGGAAGUUUCCCCAGUUUCUUUUUUGUAUAUUUUUGUAUAUUCAGGGACAUCUCUGUAGGAAGGUCGUGUUUUUUAAAAGAUGCAGAAAACUGAGCUCUGCGUUUGAUGAGGACAGAUGGUUUAAGAUGCAUUUUUAUGGAUCCCAACCUUGGUACAAAUAAAACUGGCGCCCUCUGUUAAUUAUUACCCCAUUAUCACUCUUUCCUAACCCUCUCUCAUUCCUCUCCAUGUCAGGGGCCUCCUGACAAUGUGGGAUCCAUAAUUUUGCAAUUUUGACGUCACAAGAAAAAGUGAACAGUAACAUCUUGAGUAUCUAAUGCAUGCCUAGUUUUUCAGCAUAGGUACUGUCUACCAGUGUACACAAAUAUGUAAAUGGUAACGUUACACCAGUGACUUAAUGCACUCUGAUAAUGACUAGUCCAAGUCUUUUUGUUUCUGAAAACUGUUGAACUGGAUUUGUAUACUUGACUUUAGAAUAUCUUUUUGUCGUGCGUGCGUGUAAAUGUGAGCUUUCUGUAUAGGCAACGUUAGAAUGCAGCUGUAUAGAGAGCCACUGCCAAGUCGUCUCAUUAUUGCCACAUCACGGCAACUUUUAGUCACCACUAGACAACACGAGGUCCAAGGCUUUGUUCAGACUGCGGGAAAAUGGCAGAUCCAGAAGAUUCGGUUUAUAAAGUCUUGUGCCAUACCAUUGAGGUUCAGAGGGGGCUGAGCCAAAAGACAGAGCUGUCAAAUAAAAUACUAAAAUAUCACAUUGGAGUAAGUAUUUAAACCUUUACAAAAGCAUUUGAAAUAUAGUUCAGGUUCCUCCUAUUUCCCUUGAUCACUGGUGAGAUGUUUCUACAUCUUGAUUGGAGUCCACCUGCGGUAAAUUAAAUUGAUUGGACAUGAUUUGAAAAGGCACACACCUCUCUAUUGAAGGCCUCACAGCUGACAGUGUAUAUCAGAGCAAAAAGCAAGCUAUGGGGUCAAAGGAACUGUCUGCAGAGACAGGAUUGUUACAAGGCAAAAAAAAAAAAAAACCUCUGCUCCACUGAAGGUUCCCAAUACACCAUGGCCUCCGUAAGUCUCAAACGGAAGAAGUUCUGCACAACCAGGACUCUUCCAAGAGCUGAGAACCCAGCUGAACCCAGCAGUCAAGAGGGAAGGGCCUUAACAAGAGAGGCGACAAGAACCUGAUGGUCACUCUGACUGAGCUCCAGAAAUCCUGUAUGGAGAUGGGACAAAGUUCCAGAAGGACAACCAUCACUGCAGCUCUCCACAAUCUUGGCUUUAUGGCUGAGUGACUAGACAAAAGCCUCUCCUCAGUGUAUGAAAGCCUACUUGGCUUUCAUUUGGAGUUUUUUGCAAACUCCAAGUGGGCUAAGCUCUGCUAAAUUUCAAGAACUGUUUUCGCUUUGUAAUGAAGGGGCACUGAGUGUAGAUUAAUGAGAAAAAAAAAACCAAAACUGCAAAGUGAAGGGGGUCUGAAUACUUCUGAAUGCACUCUAUAAAUACCGAUAUACUGGAUAUUGACAAAAAUCAAGUAUUGAGCAUCCCUAGUUGUUGUGCAUAUUUGGUCUAAGGCGGUCUAACCCAAAAUCAUAAAUAUAAAGAUAGUGGAACCUCGGAUUCAAUAGACAGCAGUGAAAUAAUCUAGGGAUGCAGCAAUCCCCCUGUUUUUUAGACCAAGCAGGAGUACUUACAUGUGGGUUUUAACUGAUACCAAGGACAAAUAUAAGUACUUAAUAGUACCAUAACUGUUCAUAUAUAUAUAUAUAUAUAUAUAUAUAUAUAUAUAUAUUCAUUUAUUCUCUUGAUAAUUUAUCAGUGCAUAGAUUUCAUUGUCCUUUAUUUCAAAGUUUGGUGCUGCAGUUGUGGCUUAAACACAUCUGUGAGGCGUGUCCGAAUGAUGACCACUGUGACGUCACUGUGGCGGGCUUGGAGGCAGGGCGGGCGCACCUGGGCCCUGUUCCAGAUCAGCAACAUGUUGGGCACAGCUUGGCGGAGCCUGGUGUGGCGAAACUGGUGAUGUAGAGUUAAUCAGCAUGGCUUGGUUUGGUUUGGCGCAGCCAAAAGACGAAGUGGAAAAGCCCCGACAGACACCACACACUUGAUUAUUUGGACAGUGAAUUUGUGGCAAGCCUCGGCUUGGGACAUGCUCCCCCCGAUUGAUGUAGGAGGCAAAUCUGGGCUAAAGUGGUGCUUGAUAUCAUCUAAUGUGUAGCCAGCCUUACUUUUAAAUAUGUAUGCUUCAAUUAGACCCAAACUGGACUAGGCAUUCUGUGAAUGCUCUACAGUUCCCUUGUCAGACUUUGACCUGGAAAGAGACGAGCAAAGAUGUUUUGCCUGGCAGAAAUUGUCUGCCUUUAAAUAUCAACAUAACCUGAAGGGAUAGUGUGCAUUGCAUUUGUGCCAAACAGAAGAUAGAGUGCUGUACAAUUUGUCAAUUUUUUCCCCAUUUGACAUUUAAGUGUACUGCUUGGAAACUUGUUAGCAAGACCAACCGGAGGGAGGCCCAUAGUAACUAGCUUAAAGAGGGACAUCAAUAACUGGAUUCUCUGCUGGUGCUUGUUCACUGGCACAAGGAAAGGAAACUAGCUAAAUGGCCUAAUCAAGCUUUAACUGCCGCUCUUCUUUUACUGACCACAAAUCUGAUCGGAUCUUUUGUAAAUAACCGUGUAAAGAGACGAUCCCAGCUUGCCUGCAGUCUGAACAAAGCCUCAGACUCCACACUCACAUCAAUACAACAUCUGCUGUUUUAUUGUGUGAUGUCUUGUAGAUGUGCUCAUGGUAGUCUGCACACAGAGAGCAGCGGAGAACCAUAACUUUUUGCCUUUUUGUCACAGAGGAACACAACGUCCUCUGUGUGGUAAUCUGUCAUUUUUACAGCAGGUUCUGUGAUCAAACAGACCUCCAACAUUGUAAAUCAGUGCUUUGUUUCAUCCUGACAGAGGAAUAAUUUGCACAUGUAGACCUUUCAGGUGAAUAUGAAGUUCUGAAACGCUUCAUUGUAAAUGUACAGUCACUGAAUUGAAAAGCUGCCUGAUUGUCAUAGAAAACGUCACGUAAUGUGUCCCCACUGAGAUGAGCUGUUCUUUGCUGCUUGUGUUUAAACUGACUACUGACGUUGGCAUUAUGCAAUGUUAACAUUUUUUUAUGUUAGAGCCAGGUAUAAUGUACUGGUGGUGAACACUACUUUGAUUUGUCUUCGAAGUGAAAUCUUACUGCACUUUUUCAGAACAAGUUUUAGAGUUAGAGUAAAAAUGUAAAUCUUAAAAAAAAAAAAAAACAUGGUUAAAAAAAAAAAAAAGGAAAAACCUUCAGCUCCAGAACGUAUGGAGUCCUGUCGUCUUAGAGUAGACAUGAACGUUUAUGAAUUGUUCACUUGUGUUCAAAAAGGGGAGCACUCUUGUUAAACUAGUGAACAUAUUUAACCAACAUAAUGAGCCAAAUAAUAAAAAUACUAAGAGACUGAACAAAAGACACACUUUUUAGCUGGUUUUGAAAUGACAGAAGUGAUGAAUCUCAAAGUGACAUGAAGAUUAAUGUAUACUCCUUUGUUUUGCUGCCUAUUUAUUAUCUCAAACAGGAAUGUACUGCUCUCCUUAGCCAACACUCAGCCUUGUAAGAAGAGCGCUUUUUGAGAAAUGAAUCAAUGGGUUUUUAUUGUGAAAUGAUGAGAAAUAUUAACCAGUUACUAAAGAUGUUCCUUUACAUUUUCAGUCUAAAACCACUCAUUCUAACAUUCCCUGUAAAUGGACCAAGCAAUGCAACAAACGUCUGCAUGUUGAGGGUCUGCAUUCAAACCUGGUUGGGGGGUUGUUGUAUUGUAUGUGUUGUCACAGCUCUGUGCAGCAGGCCUGAUCAGUCCAUUCACACUGUACAGAGAUCUAGCAUGUCUCUCCAAAUGAUUAAUAAAGAUGUCUUAUU